UGACCUCUACUGCAGUUGAAAAUACUUGGAGGCGGAGGUUGAAUCCAUUGAUUUUCUGACAAUGUAAAACGUCUUUGCAAGGCUACUGUGACAAUUAAACUAGAAACCAAUUUAUUUAGUGAACAACCACCCCAAGAAGGGCUUAUGUGCUCCUCGUCGCUUGAUUUCCGAGUCGGGGUGCUCUGUGUUGCUGGGGUAGAGUCCGUUUUAGCUGCACUGCAUCAACAUGGGUGUGAUUGGUGUGCAGCUGGUGGUUACCAUGGUAAUGGCCAGUGUAAUUCAGAAAAUUGUACCUCAUUACUCUUUUGCAAGAUGGCUACUCUGCAGUGGCAGUCUGCGGUGGUACCAGCACCCUACAGAAGAUGAGUUGAGGAGCUUAGCUGGGAAACAAAAAGGACAGAAGCGGAAAGACAGGAAGUACAAUGGUCACAUAGACAAUAAGCCACUAACAGUUCCAAAGGACAUAGACUUGCAGCUGGAGACGAAAUACAUCGCAGAAGUCGACACAUUAGCAUUGCACUACUUCCCUGAGUUCCAGUGGCUGGUAGAUUUCACAGUAGCAGCAACUGGAGUGUAUCUGAUAACAGAGCUUUACUACAGUGUGGCUCAGCCCUCGGGAGAGAUGAACAUCAGUGUGGUCUGGUGCCUACUAGUGCUCGCCUUUGUCUUUAAGACCCUUUUUUCUCUAACAGCGCAUUAUUUCAAGUUAGAGGAAGGAGGCGAACGCUCACUCUGCAUUACCUUUGCUUUCUUUUUUUUCGUCAAAGCCAUGGCCAUUCUCAUCGUUACUGAAAACUACCUAGAGUUUGGUCUGGAGACAGGUUUUGCAAACUUCUCUGACAGUGCUCAAGAAUUUUUGGAGCAUCAGGGCUUAGAGUCACAGGGUCCCAUAUCUAAACUCACCUUCAAGCUGAUCCUGGCCCUGCUCUGCUCUCUGAUUGGAGCUUUUUUAACUUUCCCCGGUCUACGACUGGCCCAGAUGCACCUAGAUGCACUCAAUUUAACCACAGCCAAAUUUACACAAACUCUGCUUCAUAUCAACUUCCUGUCCCCCCUCAUCAUGGUCCUGUUGUGGGUGAAGCCUAUAACCAAGGACUACAUAAUGAACCCCACUUUAGGAAAGGAGAGUGUGCCUUUGAUGACUGAACAGACGUAUGAUACUCUGCGGUUAUGGGUCAUCAUAUUGAUGUGUCUGCUCCGGCUCGCCAUGAUGAGACAUCAUCUCCAGGCCUACCUCAACCUGGCACAGAAGGGUGUGGACCAGAUGAAAAAGGAAGCAGGACGAAUAAGUACCGUCGACCUGCAGAAGAUGGUUGCACGUGUUUUUUACUACUUGUGUGUAAUCGCGCUACAGUAUGUGGCACCCCUGGUAAUGUUGCUACAUACGACUUUGCUGCUAAAAACCUUAGGUGGUCACUCCUGGUGGGUCCAUCCUGAAGAAGACCUGCCUUGCACCCAUGAAAUGAACUCCGAUUCUGUGAUGGGGACAGAACAAAUAGCACCCCCAACACCAGCUUCAGUGGUAGAAACAGGAGCCCGGGCAUCAGUUGCCCAGCUUUCAAUGGCUCUCGGAGGCCUGCAGACUGUUUUUAGCCCCUUACUUUUCCGGGGCCUCUUCUCCUUCUUUACUUGGUGGAUUGCUGCCUGCCUUUUCUCCACCUCGCUCUUCGGCCUGUUUUACCAUCAGUAUCUCAUGGCGGCAUAGCAUCAGCAAUGCAGCAGUGGCAUCCAAACCCCCACAGUGCUACGGUCGAUUCAGCCUGGUCAGAAAGGAUUGAGUGGGGGAAACUGAGGCCUGCUGAUGACUCUACUUCACAACUCCCCCUUCCCCUCCCCCCUGCCUCUAACAACCUCACAAUGACUGAUCAUAUCAUCAGAGAUCCUGGUUUGACUCCCAGUGCUUCCUCCACAGAUGACUGUGAACUCUUAUUGUUAUUAUUUCUAAAACCAUUACUUUAUUUGGGCAGCAAAGGUUCUAAAUCUUAAUGAGACUGUAUAUAAGAGGAUUGUUAAUCAUUGUCAUUAAUUGGUGAUAUGAUGAUAAAUAUGAUUCAAGCUACUGUAGGAAAUAUGAAGGAUGAAAUUACUCCGAGAUGCUGAUUUUAGUUAAUUUUAUAGAUUGAAAUGUGGUCUAGCACUUCUGCUCAGCUCUGCCGUUUUUAUAAAAGCCAAUCGGGGGAGUUUAAUCAGUUGUGUGUGUGUUUCAUAAGACUACAUGCAAAUAAUUUAAUCCACAAACAGUUUUAGGUUCAUAAUAUUUCUAUUUGUUGUUUUGUUUUUGUUUGUUUGUUAAAUGAUGGGAAACUGACAUUGCCAUAAUUGGUGGAGGGGGAAAUACGUUUGUCUCAUGCUGAAGACUUUAAAAUAUAUGUUUUAUAAAUAAGAUGGCUUGUUUUCCUAAAAUGUCUGAAAAAAUGUCUUAAAAUGUUAAGGACCAGUAUGUCUCUCUUUAUUUAAGGAGAGGGUGACAGCCUGCAGAUUUUCCCAAUAUAGCUGGAUGCGAACACCGUUACCUAACCAGGAUUAAAGAGUGAACAACAAAAGCUGUACUUGCAGAGGAGCAAGAGGAAAUGUUACUCAUAAGAAGCCAUCUUAUUGACCUGAGGUCAUUUGUUUUAAAUUAUCUAGCUGAGCUUACUGUAGAGGAAAGACCUAUGUUUUGAAUUACCUGUUCCGGUAGAUUUAUGUUUAACUUUCAUUUUAACCUUGCUGGUUUUAACUGAGCCAUUUUAGCAGCUAUGGGAGAAUUCUGUGCUGUUUAGAAGCAGCAAAUAUGGCGCAAAGGGAGGACAGCACAUAGGGCUCAGUCAGGGUACGUGUGUGUCCGUGUGUGUGUGUCUACAUGUGGCUACGCUGUAGGUCAGCAGUAAACUGAAAGGGCAUUGUGAACAAGAGAUGUCGUCAACCACUGUUGAUAGAAUACUACAUUGAUAUUCUCCAACCUUUUUUUAUAUUAUUCUUUUUCUAACCGAUCAAAUUGUGCAUUUAUAGAAGUUUAGAUCUUUUUUUUUUUUUUUUUUGGAAGGUGCCAAGUGACUCUUCAACCCCGGUUUCAGUCACUGUGGGUUAUAUGUCUGCUACUGUAUUGCAAUUAUGCGGCCUUCAGAUAUCUGUAGAUCCAUCUUGGUACAGAGGGAAUCACUAUUUUGAUUCACUAAAGGACAUUAAGCACUCCCUGAGUUUUUGUAUCCUGUAAAUCUUUAUUGGAUAAUUGUACACACAAUCAUUGUGUUAAUGACACACUAGCCAACUUGAUUGUCCAGUUUAUUAAGAAUGUAAGGUACAUGGUGUCAGGUUAAUUACAAAUUACACAAUUUGUGCUUUUCUGACCUGGUGUUUCAUCAUUGCUCUGGUUAUAUUAUAGAGCUGGAAUUGUUUUAAAUUUUGUACUCAACAUAAGGUCCAGCAGCAUCAUAUCAACAUUUCCAAACUCCUGAUGUUGAAAGUCUUAGCUUUAGUUUACGUCUGUUUAAAUAUGGGGAGUAUGCACAUAAUGAAUGUAUCAAUCCUGCCUGAUUUCUAAAUUGUUUUCAUGAAAAUGAUUUGUAUAAGUUGAUUUAACACCCCUGCAUUUGUCAAACUCUGUGUUUUAUCUGCCUCUCAAACAAAAUCUAGUUUGUCCUAUUUAAUGCAUUGAUUGUUUUGGUUUUUUUGUAUUUAUUACUUAUGUUGAGGUCUGUAAACAUUUCUAAUUUUAACAUCAAACCAUUAUCGAUGGAGUGCAUAAUAACUAAAAUCAGAUUUAAAAAUGUGUUUGACAAAUCAAAUUAACCUUUCCUUCAUGAUGUGGUCCAGAUGGCUAACAAAUACUUGGGAUUCUUUCAAAGUUAUUUGGCCUAAUUAGGCUUGAAGAAAUAGUUUCUUACCACUGAAAGUGUUCAUUACUCAUUGUUGGGUUCACAAAGUAAAUUACACACGUUCUUUCAUGUAUUUAUUUUCUGCUUCAGAUUUUGUCUUAAAUAAAUUAUGUUCUU
Molecule: messenger RNA, 3974 nt
Organism: Melanotaenia boesemani (Boeseman's rainbowfish)
Lineage: Eukaryota; Metazoa; Chordata; Actinopteri; Atheriniformes; Melanotaeniidae
Gene: tmem161b
Product: transmembrane protein 161B
Exons: 12
Coding region: 227-1705 (492 amino acids)
Source: RefSeq, a predicted model, not a curated record